AACUAUAUAUUUUAUCGCUCACAAGGGGUGGACUCUUUGUAGAAAAACAUGGCUAUAUCGCUAGAUGAUAAACACAAGGAGCAUCUAUCCUUUUUAGAGAAUCUUGAUCAAUCAGCUUUGGAAGAUUUUUGUAUGAUAUCCAUUGAAUUUAUUGGAAGAGGAGUAAAUAAGAAAGUUUACUCAACUGCUGCACAAAAACUCGGGGUUGAUCCGGAAAUAGUAAAACAUGCAGUUGAGGGACUUAUGUACCUCUUUGCAAAAUGUUCAAAAUAUAAUCUUCAAGAAAAAGAAUUUCUAGAGACUUUAAUUCCAUUAAAUUUAUCAGAAAAAACUAAAGAACAUUUGCUUGAAUUGUACAAAUCAAAAUAUGCAUCAAUUCAUGCUCAGUUAACUGAAUUAAUACCAAGUAUUCCAGCCUAUAGUAAACUGGAAUGGCGCUUCGAUAUUGAAAUAGCUUCUAGAUCUCUACGAAAACAAGUUCAACCUGUCAUUCUACUGAAAUUCUAUCUCAAUCAUAAUGGUGUUGAAGAAGAGAGGAUUUUACAAACAGAUCCUUCAAAUUUAAUUCGACUAACUGCAAAACUGGAAGAAGCUUUACACAGCUUGCAAUCGUCUCAUUCGAAGAGUGAUGUUGCUAUUUAG
Molecule: messenger RNA, 642 nt
Organism: Dimorphilus gyrociliatus
Lineage: Eukaryota; Metazoa; Annelida; Polychaeta; Dinophilidae
Source: the annotation of a GenBank genome assembly